GUACGGGCGAUCGAUACACCGGGACUUCGUCGGGUUUCGCGUCCAAAAGGAACUCUGGACGAGAGGAGAUGUCCCGCAAGUGGUUCAAGAGACGAGACAGCACGUUCAAGCCGCCAGACAUACGAAUAUAGCGAGUCGAGAACGGUUCAGCAGCCGCUCGAGGGACGAAGAUCCAGCCCCGCGGUCGGCAUCACGGCCAGGGAUGAAACAGAUUCGCGUUUCCAGGCGCGGAGGAAGGAAGGCAAGAUCAAGCAGAGCCUGAGCGAUCGCGUGCAGUCGUCGAAGACCGAGAAGCAGGUCGGUUUCUUCGACAGGCCCGCGUUCAAGUUCGGCUUCAGCGAGAAGGCGAGAAGGAAUUCCGAUUCGAAGGAGGUGGGUCCUCGCGUGAAAUUGCAGAAGAACGACUCCUUUCUCAGGAAGCUCGUCAGAAGUUCCAAGGACAACAUCGCUGGGGGCUGCGAGAGGCUGGUCAGGAACAUACAGAAGAGCCCGUCGGUUCUGCGAAAGAAGUUCUCGUUCAACGGCGGCGAGGAGAAACCGGUGCCACCGGUCAGAAGAAAAGGAUCCACCAAGAGGCCUCUGAAGUUCGAUCGAAGCGGAACUUGUUUCAAAGAUUCCCUCGCCAAGGAGUCCACGAAGAUCCAAGUUUCCAUCGUCUGUCCGAGCAUCGACACCGUCGAGGACGGUUUUCUGUUGGUGAACGAGCCUUCGCGGAUCCAAGUGAGCAGCCACGAGGGUGGAAUCUCGCCGGUUCAAGCGCGUCGCGCGGUUUUCGAGGACGAGGAUUCGUCGAAGAGCGUGUCCGUGGAGGACGUGGAGGAUCUGAUAAGGUCGGAGGACAACCUUAGGUUGCUGGAGCAGCGCGUUCUGAUCAGGAGACGCUUGGAGAAGUCGACGAAGCUCUUCGAAGCGCUUCAGCCGAAUCAACGGAGGUCCACCAGCGAGAAGAACCUUGUCGGGGACUCCAGAUUCGACGCAGGCGAGCCAAGGUCGUUGAUUUGGUCGGACAAGACGAAGGUACGGUGGAAGUCGUGGAAAGCGAAACGCUCGCCUCCGCCGGACGACUGGCUGGUUCAGAGGUCGACGAGGCUUCGGUGGACUCUGAAUAACGAGCACGGGUCAGCCGAUAAGCUGAUUUCAGCAAGGAAGUCAUGGAUAACCGAUGACGGGCUGCACGCCAGCCGUCAGUCGGCCACGUCGCACGGAGUAAAAUGCAGACUUGCGAAUUUCGCGGAUGCCCGACAGCCAGACGGUGGGGACGCGGAGGGGACCAGAGACCGCGAGACUGCGGAAGAGCAAAGUAAACACGAGCUAGUCGCGAAACCGGACGGGAACUCGAGCAGCCUCGUCUGCUCGAACGCCGAGCCGACUGUUUUUCGCCCGGAAGCGAGCUUACGCGUCGAGACACGGCCCAACGAUGAACGGCUAGUCGACGAGACGAAGACCAAAACCAACCCCGAUGAAACUGCGGACCAAAGAGACUCUGCGUUGCCCGUCGGCGAUGAUACGAAGAUCAACGUUCCUCCCGAUUUCUGUCCAGUUCUGAUCGAUCGUAAGAAGUCCCAGACGAGAUCCGCGAGAAAGAAGAAAGUGAAAAUCUCAAAGUGUCGGAGGAUCCAGGACUCGAACGAUUGGAAGAUGAAGUUCACGAUCAGGAUGAUCAGGGUCCGCGACAAGCUGAUGCUCGGUCUGAGCGCGUUCGCGAUAUUGUUCACGAUCUUGUUGGUGAUGGAUCUUCAGAUGGACCUGGGCUACAGCGGCCAUCACCUGGUGCCCAGCCACGGUCGCGUUCGUAUCGGCGACGAUCCGAACACGGACACCAUUUACAACAACUUCCGGCGGAAGUUCCUCCAGAGAGCGAACGCCAGCAAGGAACAGAACAGUGCUGACGUGUCCGGUACCACGCAGAACACCGGCAAGGACGUUGCUAACGAGCCUAGGGACUCGAGGACCGAGAAAACGAAAGUGCACGACAGCUUUUCGGAUUUAGUGGACGUUCUGGUGAAAGGUUACGGUGUUGGGGUGUACGAGGGGGUGGUCAAAAUUAGCGGAGAGAAUCACUCGUAUAAUCCUACCUUGAGGGAGCUGAAGAAAAUAAAUCUAAAGAAGAAUAGUUCAACCCUAGAGAAGUUCCAUUUGCAAAUCUCCAGAGCGGAACUGUACCCGUUGGACUCGAAAUACGUGGACCAAUUGUUGCACGAAAUCGCGACGAGGCCUAUCGUUCAUGUUGCUCAGAAAGAAGGCGGCACGCAGCUGAAGCUCGAGAUAAACUAUUCGUACAUGCAGGCGCUGUUCAAACCUAUGAGGUUUCCUCGGGAGCAGCAGACACUACCAAAUCAUUUUUAUUUCACCGACUUCGAGAGACAUACGGCGGAAAUCGCAGCCUUCCAUUUAGACAGACUAUUGGGGUUCCGGAGGGCGAUGCCAGUCACUGGUAGAACAUUGAACCUGACGACAGAGGUUUAUCAGAUCGCCGACGGCGAGCUCUUGAAGACGUUCUUCGUCAGUCCCGCCGGUAAUAUCUGCUUCCACGGCAAGUGCAGUUAUUACUGCGAUACGGCGCACGCGAUUUGCGGAAAUCCGGACACCCUCGAAGGAAGUUUUGCCGCGUUUUUGCCGGAUAAAUCGUUGGUCACGCGGAAAGCCUGGCGACACCCUUGGAGAAGGAGUUACCACAAACGGAAAAAGGCGCAGUGGGAGCACGAUUCCGAUUACUGUUCCCUAGUGAAAGAAAUACCGCCGUACGACGAGGGUCGAAGGCUGUUGGAUUUGAUGGACAUGGCUGUCUUAGACUUCCUCAUGGGAAAUAUGGACAGACACCACUACGAAACAUUCAAGAUAUUCGGCAACAACACGUUCCCCUUGCAUUUGGAUCACGGCAGGGGCUUUGGACGACCCUUCCACGAUGAGAUCUCCAUCCUGGCCCCCAUCUUGCAAUGCUGCAUGAUCAGACAAACUACCCUAAGCACUCUAUUAAAGUUUCACAAUGGACCAGUGUCUUUGAGCGCGGCAAUGCGAAAAAGUAUGGCGAAGGACCCGGUGGCGCCAGUUUUAUGGGAGCCUCACUUCACAGCCCUCGACAGAAGGGUGCGCGUGAUACUCCAAGCAAUCAGGGACUGCAUAAAUCGCGAGGACUCGAGUCAAGUCGUUCACGAGAGGACCGAGAACUCUGCGUCCUAACCCUUUCACGGGUUCUCAGUGAGACAGACGUUGAGACUGCCGGUAAAACGGAAAUGGAGGUUGGAAAUCGUCGUGAGAACUGUGUCCAAUUGUAAAAAGAAGAUAUAAAAAAGACUUGUAAAAAGGCAACGCGUCGAACGAUCACCGGGGGCGCGUGUAUUCGUUUGUUGAUUUGACGUCGAUCGGUCAAUUAUUCUUUAUCGAGCUUGAGCGCGACUUGGGAAACCGUUACAUUGUUAUUGAAUAUUGAUAUUCUUGUUGAAGUUUCAUCCAGUUUUGUUCUGUCCGUCUCGACGAAGUUUGUACAUAGGUGAUGUACAUAGUGUACGUAUUACGAGAGAGAAAACGUUUUGAGAAUCAAAAACAACCGCGACGUUCGGCUUUCUGUGUACAUAACGAAGAAACUGAAGAAAAAGUAUAUGUGCAAAUGGGAAAUGCGUGAAUGAGAAUCGGUGAUUCCCGGCGGAAUAUUUUCGAAUCGGUUCGUGGGAGCGUCUCGAUGCUUGGCGGUUUCAUCGUUGAGAUGUUUAUGCAGUCUCCAUUGAAAAAAGUGUCUUAUUCCAACGGUGGAUCUGACAAUGAGUUCAAAGUGAGAGGGGUAGCUAACAAAAAAGAUUCUGAAAAUUAUAAAUUUAAAUGUUGAAAGUUUACCAUACUUUGAAUCAAUGUUUUUGGUCAGUCUAGAAGGGGGGUGAUCUCUAUCCCUCCACCCUCUCUGUAUCCACCACCGUAGAUCGUUCUUCGACGAUGAAACUCCGCCGAUUGUCAGCGAUUUAACGGGAAGGUUGUCGUUUUCUUCGCGAAACGAAACGAUUUUCUGUGCCACAGUUCCUCGCGUUGACACGACGCGCUCCCGUCAAACUUUUUUUUUUACGGGGAUUCGCCUAUCGCGAAUGGGGGAUUCACAGUUCUCUGGCCUCGCGCGAGAUCGAGCGCGUGUCGUGGCUGAAUGGAACGUGGGUGCGUGAUAUCUUUUGUAAAGUGUGCUUUUCAUACGCAUGUACUUCCGUGACCGUUUCCAAAGUGCACCUGUAUUUGUAAGUGUGUGUUUUUUUUUCUUUUUUUGGAAAGCAAUGGAAAAAAAAAAGAAAACAGCUCUACCGGAGAAACAUUGGUGUACUUUCGUCGCUAUCAUUGAUCUCAUCGGAUACAUUGAAGUUCCUUAAUUCCCUGUUACUCGUGCCUUCCUAGUCUUCCAAAAACCGAUAAGCGUCAAUAUAUUGAGAUGUAAGUGGAAUAAUUUAUUAUACAAUUUUUUGUCAAUUCUGCUCUGCCGGAUUUUGAAGAAAAAAAAACAUCAUUGAAAAGUACGAUUGCCUUUUAAUCGACAGGGAGGAUAUUGUUGCAUGGCCGGUGGAAAAUAUUAACGGAAGGUAAGAAAAUAAUUGUCGUGAUUAAAACUUCUUUUCGAAUAUAACAAAAUGAUAUUUCAGUUCGAAAAAUGGGAAUUGAAAUGUGUAAAACUGUGUCCGCUCUUCUCGAAACGAUACUCGAUGAGUUUGAAAUAUCGAAAUGUACUGCUGGACGAAAUAAUGUGAACCUUCUGUUGCAAUUAAACGCUGGUAAGCAGUUGGGAAUAAUUAAACUGAAUUUUAAAUAUUGUGUAGAGGUUCGUGUAACGAAAUUAUGAGGAAAAUAUAUAUU
Molecule: messenger RNA, 4824 nt
Organism: Colletes gigas
Lineage: Eukaryota; Metazoa; Arthropoda; Insecta; Hymenoptera; Colletidae
Product: extracellular serine/threonine protein CG31145
Exons: 7
Coding region: 1639-3180 (513 amino acids)
Biological process (GO): protein phosphorylation
Cellular component (GO): Golgi apparatus
Molecular function (GO): protein serine/threonine kinase activity
Source: RefSeq, a predicted model, not a curated record